Nicotiana tabacum (common tobacco) is the source of this 2583-nucleotide messenger RNA. Its product is annotated as phytyl ester synthase 1, chloroplastic. The record is from RefSeq and is a predicted model, not a curated record. Gene Ontology annotation, cellular component: membrane. Lineage: Eukaryota; Viridiplantae; Streptophyta; Magnoliopsida; Solanales; Solanaceae.
UAAGUGGAUUCUUGUCUGUUUUGUUCUAUCUCAGCACUAAAGAAGCUUAAAGCCACAAACUCUUUUUCGCUUUUGUUGUCAACCUCUGUUUCACACAGCUGAUGUACCUCAAAAUUUUGUGGAUUUAUUUUUCUUGCUUUUUUAUUGGGAAAACUAGCCAUCAUUUAUAGAAGAAAGAAAGGGAGUAAAUAACACAUUUUGCUCACCAAUUAAAAGAAUAACACUGUAGUAAAUGGAGCUUGAGUUUUCAGUUUCUUUUUGUGCAGUUAGUUAGACCCAACCAUGGCUUCAAUUGUGCAGAGUUUGUGGGCUUCCCCUUGUUUGGCUUGGAAUUCAGAUUAUAAGACUAAGUCAUCUCGAGCUUACACGAGGUGUUUAGCCAGCAGCAGCAGGGACUCCACAUUACAGUCUUCUGAUUCUGUUAGAGUUAACGGUGUGUCCUUUGUUGAAAAUAGACCUUUGAUUGAUGUGGGAGAUGGUCAUUUGAGGAAGGAAAUUGUUCAAGAAAAGUUGGAACCACUUUGGGAUGAUGGAUAUGGAACACAAACUGUGAGGGAUUACCUUGAGUUAGCGGAAGAGAUUAUUAAGCCUGAUGGAGGUCCGCCGCGGUGGUUUACACCCAUUUCAGCUGGCCCUCCUCUCAGAAACUCACCUCUUCUUCUUUUCUUGCCUGGAAUGGAUGGUACUGGAUUGGGUCUUGUUUUGCAUGAAAAGGCACUUGGAAAAGUCUUUCAAGUUUGGUGCUUGCAUAUUCCUGUAUAUGAUCGAACACCAUUUGAAGAGCUGGUGAAAUUUGUUGAGACAACUGUAAGGAUGUUGCAUGCCUCAUCUCCAAACAAGCCAAUUUAUAUAGUUGGAGAUUCAUUCGGAGGAUGUUUGGCUAUUGCUGUUGCUGCUCGAAACUGUAAUAUUGAUCUUGUUCUGAUAUUAGCUAAUCCAGCAACUUCAUUUGGCAGGUCACAACUUCAACCUUUGCUCUCUCCGCUGGAGUCUUUGCCUGACGAACUUCAUGUUACAGUCCCAUAUCUUCUGAGCUUUAUUAUGGGUGAUCCAAUGAAGAUGGCUAUGGUUAACAUUGAUUCCCUGCUACCUCCUAAACAAGUUGUUGAACAACUCUCUGACAACCUCACUGCUUUGCUUCCCUGCCUUUCUGGUUUGGCUGAUAUCAUACCAAAGGAGACUCUUCUCUGGAAACUGAAGCUUCUUAGAUCUGCUUCAGCUUAUGCAAAUUCCCGUCUCCAUGCUAUUACUGCUGAAGUACUUGUGCUCUCAAGUGGCAAAGACAACAUGCUUCCAAGUGGAAAUGAAGCUCAGAGGCUUGCAAAAUCAUUAAGAAACUGCCAAAUACGACACUUCAAGGACAAUGGGCAUACUAUUUUACUGGAAGAUGGUAUUAAUCUACUAUCCAUCAUCAAAGGUACUGGCAAAUAUCGUCAUUCAAGGAGGCAUGAUUAUGUCAUGGAUUUUCUUCCUCCAAGUAUGUCAGAGUUCAAGAAGGCAAUCGACAACAAUAGAUGGUAUCUCAACUUUACUAGUCCAGUUAUGUUGUCCACAAUGGAAGAUGGGAAAAUAGUGAGAGGGCUAGCAGGGAUCCCAGAUGAAGGUCCUACAUUAUUGGUGGGUUAUCACAUGCUUAUGGGUGUAGAACUUGUCCCUCUUGUGGAAGAAUUUUUGAGGGAGAGAAAAAUUUUAGUUCGUGGUAUAGCACAUCCAACAUUAUUUUCGCAGCUGACUGAGAAUCAGACAAAUGAAGUCUCGUUCUUAGAUUUGCUGAGACUAUACGGGGCAUCGCCUGUCACAGCUAGCAACUUCUUUAAGUUGCUUUCAACAAAAUCGCAUGUGCUGUUGUAUCCUGGUGGUGCCCGUGAAGCCUUACAUCGUAAGGGAGAAGAGUAUAAGGUGAUUUGGCCUGAUCAACCAGAAUUCGUCAGAAUGGCUGCACGGUUUGGUGCUACAAUCGUGCCAUUUGGAGUUGUAGGAGAAGAUGACAUAGCACAAUUGGUCCUCGACUAUGAUGACCUGUCAAAAGUUCCCAUACUGAGUGAUCGCAUAAGAAAUAACAAUGAACGGGCAGCCAGGAUGGGCGUAAGAUUAAGGGCUGACAUGACAGGGGAGGUCGCCAACCAAACAUUAUAUGUUCCAGGCCUUUUACCAAAGGUUCCCGGGCGUUUUUACUACUUGUUUGGAAAACCUGUUCAUACAAAGGGAAGGCAGGAGAUGUUGAAAGACAGAGAAAAGGCAAGAGAAUUGUAUUUGCAGAUAAAAGCUGAAGUUCAAAAUAGUAUGAACUACUUGCUUAAAAAGAGAGAGGAGGAUCCCUAUAGAAACAUCAUCGAUAGGACCGUAUAUAAGGCAUUUUCUUCUACUUUUGAUGAAGUCCCAACAUUUGAAUAUUAGCAGUAGAUUUUAUUGGUUCUUUUGUUUCUUUUUAAUAAAUAUUAGCAUAUAGGAAUUCAUUCAUCAGUGUAAUGUACCAAGGUGAUGGUGGAAUUUCUCUUGUAAUUGCAAAAAAAUACAAGAUGUAAAUACAUAUACAUUGAGUCCAAUUAAGAAAAGUGUCAUAAGAUUCUAACAAAUCUGCUA